AGCUGGGUCUGUGUGACGGCAGUGCCAGGGGGACUGCGAGUGAGUUCGGCGAUGGCCGGCAGUGGGGGAUGACCCGGCUACUGUGCGUUGCCCGCAGAGUCGCUUUGGUCGCCGUGCGCUGCGGUGCCCGCGGCUGCAGCGGUCUCGGCAUGUUCUACGCCGUGAGGAGGGGCCGCAAGGCCGGGGUCUUCCAGACCUGGAGCGAAUGCAGAGCCCAGGUGGACCGGUUUCCUGCUGCCAGAUUUAAGAAGUUUGCCACAGAGGAGGAGGCCUGGGCCUUUGUCAGAAAGCCCGCCAGCCCGGGUGGACCAGAAGGGGAGGAAAACGAACACGUACAAGAAUCACAAGUAAAAUCAAACAAGCGAGUCCGUGAGCCUUUGGACGGAGAUGAAAACGCAGAACCGUGUGCGAAGCAUGUGAAACAGAGCACAGACCUGGUCCCUGCAGUCAGCAAAGACAUGUUUUCUUACAUGGGAGACUAUGUCGUAGUCUACACUGAUGGCUGCUGCUCCAGUAACGGGCGCAGGAGGGCACGUGCGGGCAUCGGCGUUUACUGGGGACCCGGCCAUCCUUUGAACAUAGGCAUUAGGCUUCCUGGGCGGCAGACCAACCAGAGAGCAGAAAUUCAUGCAGCCUGCAAAGCCAUCGAGCAGGCGAAGGCCCAGAACAUCGAGAAGCUGGUUCUGUGCACGGACAGCAUGUUUACCAUAAACGGGAUCACUAACUGGGUCGGCGGCUGGAAGAAGAACGGGUGGAAGACCAGCGCGGGGAAGGACGUGACCAACAAGGAGGACUUCGUGGCGCUGGAGCAGCUGGCCCGCGGCCUGGACAUCCAGUGGAUGCAUGUUCCUGGUCAUUCGGGAUUCAAGGGCAACGAAGAAGCUGACCGAUUAGCCAGACAAGGGGCUAAGCAAUCUGAAGACUGAACCAAGUCCUUAUACUUCUUGGAAGAGCUUGAUGGGCAGGACGGAGUCGCAGAAUGUUCGGAUGGACUUGUGCCUCCCCGUGGAGUAGAGCUGGGCAGUGCUGGGCCCACGCCUCGGCGGCCUGGGUCUUCCGUGGCCGGGCACCUGUUCGCGAGGCGCAGCUGUGCAGGCGUGGUCCUGGCUGCUUGACUCAUGGUAGGGCCGCUUACUGGCAUAAAGAAACCUUUGAAAAUUU
Suricata suricatta (meerkat) is the source of this 1161-nucleotide messenger RNA. RefSeq names its product ribonuclease H1 (gene RNASEH1). Lineage: Eukaryota; Metazoa; Chordata; Mammalia; Carnivora; Herpestidae. The transcript is spliced from 9 exons. Gene Ontology annotation, biological process: DNA replication, removal of RNA primer. The record is from RefSeq and is a predicted model, not a curated record. Bases 69 to 926 code for a protein of 285 amino acids. Gene Ontology annotation, molecular function: RNA-DNA hybrid ribonuclease activity; magnesium ion binding; nucleic acid binding.